Cinara cedri is the source of this 11762-nucleotide messenger RNA. The record is from the annotation of a GenBank genome assembly. NCBI's taxonomy places the organism in Eukaryota, Metazoa, Arthropoda, Insecta, Hemiptera, Aphididae.
GGAACAAAAAUCAGUUGGAACAUUUGGAACAAACAUUUCUUGGAGAAAAAUAUAAUUUAAGCAUUUUGCCAAGUAUUAUUCUAUUCUGUGAUAAUGUCCUCUUGUAUUUUUUUUUUGAACGUAUAACCUAAUGAAAAUUAAAAACUGUGGCUCCUACAUAAUUUGGAUAAUGACUACUACAAUCUACAGUCUGCAGGUAGUCUGUUAGUAUACAAAAGUGUGUAAUCGGAAUGAGUGCAUCAGCUUUAAUGUUCAAGCCAGCAGCCGGUCCAGUAGUAUUUUCAUGUUUAAUAAUAUGUUGCCUGUGAUUCAGUCCCCUCUACUGUCAUCCGUUAAGGUGUUGUUAACACACUUUUAAAAAGCGCAAUACGCGUUCUUCAUCUGCCGUUUUGUUUCCCUCCAAUUUAUAAGCCGCCCUUUAGAAUAAAGAACAACCCUCUUGCCUCUUUAUUUUUAAUAGUUAUACUAUUUCGUGUAUGCGGUUUAAAAUAUUAUUUCAUUUAAAAGAUUUUUGAUUUAUCAUCAUUAUGAGUUUAAAACAUGUACUAUAGUGUUUUUUUUUAUAAUUCUUUUUCUUGAAAUAAAUAAUUUUGUUAUUAUAAUAAAAAAAUCGUAACCAUCCAUCUUGUUAGUAAAUACCUAUCGAGUACUGUACUGACUCCAUGUGUAUGAUAAAAUUAUAACUUUAAUACCAACUUUCAAUUGUUUACUAUUAACUACUUGGGUAAGUAACUAUUAUUAAUUAUCCUGGGGUUCAUGGUUUUAAACAUUUUACUCUAGUGUACCUACUGGUUAAUUUUUAUCUUAAUUUAAUAUAGGUACCUACCUAAUUUAAAUUUCAGAUUGUACCAAAUUGUAACUAAUAUUGAAAUCCAGUUAUUGGAAUAUUAUGAUGGAUCACAAUAGACAGAGUGGGGCAAAAUACAAAUUAAAUGCCGAAGAUAUAGGUAAAAUAUAAAUAAUCAAUUUACCUAGUCAUUAUGUUUCUGGAUUCAUUACGGAUCUAGAAGUGACAAUCUAAAACACUCUCCUGGUGCCAGUCAUUGGUGGUUGGGGAUGCAAAUUAUAUUUAAGAGGUGUAGGUGUACCUAAGGUGCAAUGGAACUAUGUAAUUUAUUUACUCCAACAAUUUAAGGCACAUUUUGGAUACGCAAUUUGUAUAGUAUGGCCCAAUUAGCCAUUAUGAGGUCCAUCCAUAGUAUCUAAAUAUAAAAUAUACAAUAUGAUAAUUUAAAUUAGAAAAUUCUUAUAAUUGUAUUAAUACACCGUUUAAUUAUUGGGCAAAAACAUUAUUAAAUAGGUUUGUAUUACCUACCUUUAAUUUUUGUAUAGACAAAGAGGUAAUUAUAUUAAAUUGUUUACCUAGUAAAAUCUAAUACAAUCAAAAAUUUAAAUUUUAAAAAACAGUUUGACAUAAAAAAUAAUAAUAUCUAACUGUUGAAAUUGUUGAAAAAAAAAAUUGCUUGUUUAUUAUUUUACUAAUUUACUAAUGCUUAUUAAUUUUAUGUUUAGACAAGUUUUAUUUACAAUAAAUUGUGUGUGUUAACUCAUUUAUUAUAAAAUAAAACUUCUCAAGUCAAACAUUAAUAGUAGGUAGUAAACAGAAUUAUUUCUAAACAAAUUUAAAUUUGGCACCUACUAAGAUAUCAUUAAUUUUUCUGUAAAUUUGGCUGCUUUUCACAUUGUAUGCUUUAAGUGUUUGGUAUGAUAUUACUACUUUUUGUAAUGUUAUACAUUUGUUUUCUGCCUAUCUCACAUUUAAUAUAGAAACAGACAUUCUUCCACAAAAGUAACUUGGGUUGAAUGUAAGACAAAGAAACCUAUUAUACAUUUUAUAAAUAAGCAAGUAUUUACUUGAGCUUAAUACAUUUUUUUUUUUUUAAUAUUUUCAUUUUUAUCAAGAUGUAUGUGUUUUAAUUUAACUUAAUUUUAACUAUAUAUAAUUAAUUAGGAAAUUCAAAUGUUUUAAAAAUCAUUCAAACAAGUUUAAGUAAAUUAUUUUCUUCAUAAAAAGUUCCCUAAUCUUAAGUCGCAAUUUUGAUUUUUUGUUAGAAAAAGUAUAUACACUUUACAAAAUUGUUUAAUGUGUACACAUUUAAAUAUAAAUGUUAUGUUGUAUAAUUAUUUAUUUCAAACAACUAUUUUUAUUUGUUCACUCAAUUUUAGUGCAUAGUUAUAGAAUUCAAAUUAUUUUAUUUUAUGUAAAAUAUUUGAUUUUUAAUUCAUCGGUAUUAAUUUAAUGAACACUUGAUAAUCUUGUUUUUAAAUCAUAGAAGCACGCAUAACAAAGAAACCAAUGAAACAAAACAAUGAACCAAUUAUUGUAAGUGAAUUUGAUGAGAAGAGUACAAAUACUACAAAAAAUGAAACAUGUAUAUCAGGUAAGAACUUUAAAGGUAUAUUUAUAUACAGCAGUCGUGUGACAGUGACAUAAGUGUUCCAAGAUUCCAUCAGCCAUGAUUUCUCUGUGUUUUAUCUGAUACUAGGUAUAAUGAAUUAAAACUAAAGAAUAAAAUAAUAAAUUAAAAACAAAAUUACUAAAAUGGUUAAUACUCAUAAAUAAAUUUAUAAAUAAAAAAAUACAAAUAAAGAAUGAAUAUGUUGCCUGGAGUAUUAUGAUAAGUGUAUUAUACGACCGGUCUCAAAAGUUUUACAUUUUAACUGUGACAUACCUGAUGAUGAAUUUUUAAUCCAAAACCUGUCGUAUAAUACACUUAUCAUAAUACUCCAGGUGACACAUUUAUUCAUUUAUUUUUUAUUUUUGUUUUUAAAUUUUUAUUUACAUAUUUAUUUAUUAUAUUUAAAACUAAAAUUGAGAAAAGUUAAUACCAAACUAAAAAUUACGUGAAAUAUAAAAUAGUGACAGUACAAUGACGCCAACAGCACUGCUUGUAAUCGUACAAUACUAGAUAAGUGAGAAGAACAAGUUUAUCAUUCCUUUAAGAAUAUUAUUAACCACACACAGGGGGAAUCCUGAACGGUCGUGUCACUGCUGUGUAUAAAUGAAAUUCAUGUAUAAAAACAAAAAUAAUAAAUAUUGUAGUGUGAAAAACUAAAAACAUUUUUCUAUGGUUUGUAGUAUAUGUAAGAUUAAGAGUAGUUAAAAAAAAAAAAUGUUAAUAGUUCAUUAAUUUGUUUGAUUUAAUCUCAUUUUAAAUCUAAAAAAAAUAAUAGUAUUAAAUUUCAUUUUGGAUAUUCAAAUUUAUUUUUUCUAGUACAACUUUAUUUUGUUUCUCUGUAUCCAUUGAUAAAUAAUUCGUAGAAUUACCAGGUUCAGAUAUAUAUUUUUUUUGCAUAGAAAAAUAUUUCUUUAGGUAAAAAUAAUUUAUUGUUAUAAUUAUAUAAAGAUUAAGAAACAGUGAAUAUGUAAUAAUGUAAUAAUCACUACUUUGCAUUAUUUAUCCUAGUGCUAUACAUUAGAAUUGUUUAUUUUUUUUUAUAAUUUAUCACUUAAAAUUUGAAUGUGUUUAAUUUUCUUUAGAAGAUGGUAUCAUUUCAGAAACUGUGUUAUUGGGAGAAGUUCAUUCAAAGAAAUUAGAUAACUCUGAACAAGUGUCAACGGUAAAUAAUUUAACUUCUUAUUUAUAAAAUAUAAUAGUAGGUUCAUAAACUAUAAAUUUAAAUUUAAAAAUUUCUUGAUACAGUUUAAUACAAUCAUCUAACAUAAUAUUUUUCACGAAACUUCCCUAUGUUUGACUUUUUAUGUAUUAAUAUUAAGCCUAUUAAAAUAUAAACUAAUUGGUUUUCUAAAUUUAAAUUAAUAAAAAAUUCUCGUUUGUUUUCAUGUCAUGGAUAUCAAUACGGAUAAAAUAUUUGAAAAUACUGGUUAUCUACAAUUUAUAAUUGUUUUUGUGAUUUAUUAGUUAAAUGAUUUGGAUGAAGAAACAAGGAAAUUGCGAUAUUUAAAUUUGCUUGAACUUCUAAAUAAAAGUUCAAAAAUAACUCAAAUGUUUGAAAGUAGAUUAGAGAAAUGUAAAGAGCAAAUUAUUAAGUAAGUAAUUUAAUCACAUUAAAUUAGUAUAAUAAAAUAAAUUUUAGCUAACUCAACAAUUUUAAAUAGUAUACCUAUUAGUAUUAUAUUAUUACUACUUUAGUAAUGUUAUUUAUAGUUUGUUUUACUCCAACUGUAGCACAAAAUAUUAGAGAUGUGACAAAUUGUUCAAUUUUUGAACUGCAAAUUGUAACAUUACAAUUAUUAUAAUUAAAUAUAUACCUUUAUAAUAACAAAUAAUACAAUUGCACAUGAAUAGGUAUAGUCACAUGUAUCGUAAAAUUAAUGAAUUGAAAAAUAUUUACGAAAUGUGGAUUGUAUAGAAAGCAACUGCUUAAAAUAUGCAUCAACUGUCAGUUGUAGAACUCCCGAAUACGAAAAAAAUGAUCACAGUUCACUUUUCGCUGGCUGUUUUAUAAUAAUUAAGAGAUAUAAAUUGCCUAUUAAAAGUUUAAACAGUUCUAUAUUUAUAUAAUUGAAAACAAAAAUUGUUUUUAUUUAAUACUGAAAAUAAGUAAUUUUUUUUUUGUCUAUAAAUUUAAUGCAUUGAGAAAUUAUUAAGAUGAUUGCAUUAGAAGUUUUUAAAUGUUAUAGUUUUAUUUUAUUUAAUGUUAUGUAGACAAGAAAUGAAACAGAAAGAAAAUACUAUAACACAAAGUGUAAAUAAUCAAUCAACUAAUGUAAGUGAUGUAAUUACGUACUAUUUUUAAACUGGAAUGUUAUAUUAAUGUAAUACAAUAUACAUAAUUAUAUUAAAUAUUAACUGUUAACAUUUAGGAUUCAAAAUUAAAAGAUAACUAUUAUUUAAAUUUAUUUCAACAACCACAAUUAUUGAAUGGACAACUUAAAACUCAUCAGAUUGAAGGUCUUUUGUGGAUUCGAGUAUGUAUUAAAUUAAUUUAAUAUAAAAAGAUAUUUUGUAUUGUAAUUUUCCAUUUAAAUCUGUCAACAUUUUGAAUGGAAAGAAAAAAAACUAUUAAGUUGUAUAAUUUAUACAUUCCUUGUUGUGAAUUCAAAUUUAUUUUUUAGACUUUAUAUGAAAACGGUAUGAAUGGUAUCCUAGCUGAUGAUAUGGGACUUGGUAAAACUAUACAAGCAAUAGCUUUCUUCUGUUUUCUAAUAGAAAUGGGCAUAACUGGCCCAUUUAUGGUAAUUGCACCACUUUCUACAAUUCCAAAUUGGCUAACAGAGUUUGCUAAAUUUGCCCCUCAGGUAAGUAACCGAUUUUAAAAUCAUUAAUGUUUUUAAGAUUUGUAUUUUUGUUUUAGUUGCAUGCACUUUUGUAUCAUGGUGACAAAAAAGAACGAGAAAAAAUUCGAUCAGAGUUUGGAAAAAUGCACAAUGUAAACGAUAAAUAUUGCUAUUCUAUUAUAAUUACUUCUUAUGAAGUUAUACGAUUUGAUAUAAAAUAUUUGAAAAAAAUUGAAUGGAAAUUUAUUAUAAUAGAUGAAGGACAUAAGCUUAAAAAUGUUGAUUCUGAUAUCUCUCGGUUAGUAAUAUUUGUAUUUUUGAAUUUAACUUAUGAAAAGUAUAAUGAUAAAUAUUUUAUAAAAUUCAGGGCUAUGCGUCAAUUAAAAUGUACUAAUAAAUUAAUACUUACUGGAACACCCAUUCAGAAUAAUAUGACUGAAUUAUGGUGUUUGUUAAAUUUAUUAAUGCCAUUUUUGUUCAAUAAGUUAGAAGAUUUCAACUCGUGGCUUAAAAUUGAUGAUUUCUUUUGUUCUAAUGAUGAAAUUGUGGUUUUAGUGAAAAAAGAUGAAAUAUUGGACACGAUACUGAAGGUAGGUCAACUAAGUGUUAUAUUUUGUGUAUAAAUAUUAUUAUGACGUUUGUAGAUGAUAUAGCUAUUAUAAGAAAAAAUCUGGAAUAAGUUGACAAUAGACUCGAAGAAUGGAGAGUAUCACUUAAAAGAUAGGGACUAUAGAUAAAAGUAUGAGUUUGGAGGAACAGAAAAAGAAAAAUAAUAACAAUAAGCAGUGAUAUAAAUAGGCGAGGUUGACAGUUUAAAGUUCCUAGAACCUCUUGGAUAAAAUAAAUAAUGUUGGUUUUCAUGAGAUUGUGAAACUGUGUAGUUGGAUAAAGUGGAAAAAGCGUCCAGUGUUUUAUGUGACAAAAGAAUUUCAAUGAGACUUAAAGUUAAAUUCUAACAAAAGCGUGUUGAGACUGACUAUGUUGUAUGGUCUGAAGUGUUAGGCGGUAGACACAUAAAUAAGUGUAACAGAGAUGAGAAUGCUUAAGGGAAUGAGUGGAGUGUCGAGACAAGAUAUAUAGGAUAAGGAACGAGGGUAUUAGAGGUGACUUUGAUAGUAGAAAAUUAUUUUGCUCAAAAUUCUUGGGCCAUUAAAUCAACUUUUUAUUCUUAUAAAUAAAUAAAAAUAUCUUCCAACUACUAUAGUAAAUAUAUUUAAGUAAGAGAUAAAAAUAUUUACAACUUUCUUAUACUUUACUCUAUAUGUGAUAUAUUUUCACGUAUAAAUAGAAUGCUAUACAACUAUAUUUGUAUUACUUUAUCAUGAUAAUAGCUAAUCUUCCAAUAUUUAAUUUUUUUAUGUUUUACUUUUUAGAUAUUAAAGCCCUUUAUUUUAAGACGAGAAAAGAAAGACACUGAUCUAAAAUUACCACCAAAGAAAGAAAUAAUUGUGUAUGCUCCAAUUACUAAAAUGCAAAAAAAAUUAUAUCAAGCGACAUUGAAUCAUCAAUUGGAAAUAUUAGAAAAAAAGGAAAAAGUAAUUUGUUUUUUCUUUUAAAAAAUAUAUAAUUAUUAACCUUUAAGGAAUUUGAUUCAUUAAGAAUCUGACAUUUAAAAAUAAUAAUAGCCAUAAAAUUAUUAUAAGUAUUAUUUUCAGAAUAUUGAUAUUAUAAAUGGAAUUACUCCUAAAAGAAGCUGUGUACAACGCAUAGUAAAAUAUACUUAUAACAAUGCUAUUAGAACUGAACCAAUAAAACAAGAGUAAGUAUUCAAAAAUGAUAUAGUUUUAAAAAAGAAUAAUCAUAGUUCAGAAGAAAAAAAAAAGAGAAUUAUUAACGAGUGAUGAAAGGGUUGACUUUUUUUGGUGUUUUGAAACCUUGCUAACAUUUUGAUUAACAGACAUAGUCUUAAUUUGAGAAUGUUCACUAUGAUAAUAAUGCUCAUUAUUCAAUAAACGUAAUUUAGUUAAUCUUAUAAUCACAAUAGUAACAGAAAUUUUCAGACAUUGUAUACAGUAAUAAACAUAAUUGUAUAAAUAUUAUUACUGCCAUUAUGUAAACUAUGUGUAUAUUUUUAAUAAUUUUAGGGUUGAUAAUCCAAAUAUGGCCAUCUCCUUAGUUAUGAACACACCACAUGUUCAAUUGAAAAAAAUUGCCAAUCAUCCAUAUCUUAUUCACAUGCCUUUAAUUCCAGGAAAAAACGAAAUUCGUGUUAAUUAUAACAUUGUAAAAGUUAGUGGAAAAUUUCAAGUUUUGGAUGCUAUGCUCCCAAAACUAAAAUCACGGGGCCAUAAGGUAAUAUAUAAAAUAAGUUAUUUUUAGUAAUAAAUAACCGUAUAUUAUUUAGGUGCUAUUAUAAUUUUAUUUUAACAUUUAUAAUUAUAGUCUUCUCCUUUGCCUUCAUUUCAACUAUUUGAGGUCGGUAACUCGUUCUAAACUUCACCAUCUCAGUCUAUUUUGUCUACUAUCAAAGCCACACCAAAGCUACUUUUUAUCUACUCAUCUCUGAUCUUAUAUUCUUAUCUUCUUUUUAUAUUAUCCUCUCCACUCAUCCUAAUUUAACCUAAUGCUUAGCAUUUUCAUCUCUGCCUAAUACUCUGAAACAUAUAACAUAGUCUCAUCACAUUUUUAUAAAACUCAAUUCCAAGUCACAUUGAAAUUCUCUUAUCAAACAAAACAUCUAAUACUACUCUUCACUUUAUCUAACCACGUUUGUAUGCAUCAUGUUCUCAUGAAAACCACUAUUAUUUUGUACAAUAGAUAAAAUGCUUAAAAUUCUCAACCUCGUCUAUUACCCCUUAUAGUUAGUCACUUUCCUUUAAGAGUGUUAUUCUAAAUUCAUCAAGCUAUUAAUUAUUCCGUCAUAUUACUUAUGAAUUAAGCUUUAAGCUACUAAAUAAUAUUUACUUAUAAUUAAGCUGGAAUAUUUGGCUUAUUACUUUGUGGCAAUUAGUAGCACUAACUAUUCAUAUCGAAAAUGGUUAUAAUUGGUAUGUUAAAACUACAAUAAUAUUCAAUGACUUAAAAUCUGUUAACAAUAUUGUCGGAGACAAGGGCUUCCAUAUGAAAUAUUACUAAAACUACUUAACAGAUUUUUUUCUGUAUAAUUAUGAAAAUAUGAAACCAAAAUUUGCAUAUAAAUUGAUAUAGUUAUUUCCAAACUGUAUAAUGGACGUUAUUUACAUGUUAACAUCUAACAAAAAAUAUUGAACUUGUAACAAUACAAGUUACAUAUAACUGCAUAGUUUGUUAUAACAUUGAACAUGUUGAAAUUUGUACCCGAAAAUUACGAACUUUGAGUGGUUUAAAAAUUUAAAUGAGGCGAUUUUGACGUGAGAAAUAAAGAAAACGGAAGACCAACGAAAAAUUUUGAUAAAAGACAAUGUGCUGUAUUUGGUGUGAUCUAUUGAUCUAUUAUGAGUUACUAAAACCUAGUGAAAAUUUUAAUACUCAACGCUACUGACAAAAAAAGAUUGAUUUAAAUCAAGCUUUGCGUGACCUAAAUAUUUAAAACAAAAACAAGUUAUUUUGAUUCAUGAUAAUGCCUCAUCACACAGCAAAACUGGUCAAAGAAACGAUUGAGGUAUUUAGUUGGGAAAUACUUUCGCAUGCAGCUUAUUUACCAGACUUGGCUCUGUUCAAUUACUAUUUAUUUGCAUCAAUGGGACACCCACUUGCUGAGCAGUGCUUCACUUAUUACGAAAAUGUACAAAAAUGGCUCAAUGAAUGGGUCACCUCAAAAGAACAACAGUUUUUUUGGCGAAACAUUCUCAAAUUAGCAGACAAAUGGGAAAAAUGUAAAGCUAGCAAUGGAAAAUAUUUUGAAUAAAAUAUUUGUUAUCUACUUCACACAAUAAACAUAUAUUUUCUGUGAAAAUUGCGGUUUCGUAUUUACAGACCUGGUAUAUAGGACAGAAAAAUAUUAGUAUAAAAAUGCUCAAUAACUGGUCUCCUCCAAGGAUCCUGCUUGUACCUUUACUUUUUAAAUUCAUAAUAUGGACCUACCAAGGAUAAAUGAAAGAAAAUGUAAUAAAAUUGUAAUAAUAAAUAAAUACAAAUUUAUGCUGAUGACCUAACCUUAACAUCUCAUACUUUUUGACAGAAUUUUUCACUGGCUGUCAACCUGUUAUAAUUAUAGUAUUUUAUAAAAUUUCAGAUUUUAUUGUUUUCUACAAUGAUUCAAAUAUUGGAUGUAAUUGAAGAAUUUUUGAUAUUCCGACACUAUAAGUAUACCAGAUUAGAUGGUUCCCAUAGAAUUGCAGCUAGAGUAGAAGCAAUUAAAUUGUUCAACAGUGAUCCAGAAUGUUUUAUAAUAUUAGUAUCUACACGUGCAGGAGGACUGGGUUUGAAUUUGACUGCUGCAGAUACUGUCAUUAUAUAUGACAGUGACUGGGUAUGGAUUGUUUUUCAUAAAAUUGUAAAUUUGUAAUUACAAAUUACAAUUAUUAUAUAGAAUACUCACUUUGUCUGUUGUGAUAGUGGGAAAAUACUAUCUACCAACUAUGAGUUAAUUUCUAUUUAUAGGUGAUUUUCUUAAUUUAAACACGUUCCUUAAUAUUUUAAUGAUCAAUAUGAAUGCAAAUACUUUCCAUAGCUUUUAUUUAUUCAAUGUAUUAUUUGAUAUUUUAUUGUAUUGCAUAUAUUUUUAGUGCUACAUUAUUAUUUUAAUCAACUACUACCUAUGUUUCUAAUUUCAAUUUCUUUUGUUCAUGAUGAUCAAUAUCUUAAUGUAGAGUUUUUAUUAUUAUUUUUUUAUAUUACAAAAUAAAAUAUCAGAUUAAUUGUUGACAUGAAUUUUAAAAAAAAAAAUUCCGAAAAUGUUGCAAUUAAUAUCAUAUAUAAUAAAUGAUGAAUAGUGUAGACCAGUGGCGACCAACUACGGCCUGUGAUCAUUUAUUAAUUGGGCCACCAUAGUAUUAAAUCAAAGUUGAAAAAAAGAAUAACUACAAAUUUCAAAAAUUGAUAGUCACAUUAAAACAGUUAACCAAGAAUUAGUUAUUUAUUUUUUAUGGUCCUCUGUAGUAGAAAAAUUGGUGACCACUGGUGUAGAUUACAAAAAUAAUUAUAAUGUAUUAUUUCAGAACCCUCAAUGUGAUUUACAAGCCCAAGAUAGGUGCCAUAGAAUGGGACAGGAAAAACCAGUCGUUGUUUAUCGCCUGUGUACUAAAAAUACUAUUGAUGAAAGAAUAUUAGAUUUUGGGGCCGCAAAGAGAAAACUAGAAAAAUUAAUUGUUGGAAAUGGUAAAAUUAUAUUAUAAUAUUAUACAUUCUAUUUUAAAUACAUAAUUGAUUUAAUGUUGUAGGAGCAUUUAAAAAUAUUAAUAAUAAAAAGAUGACUUUAUCAGAUGCCGAUGAAUUGAUGAGUUUGUUAAAAUCAUCCGAAUAUAACAAAAAAAUACAAUCAAAUGGAUAUAGUAAGUGUUAAAUAUUUUAUUUAACAUAAAGUUAAUAUGUUUAUUUACCCUUAUUAUAAUUGUGGUUUUUAGUUUUUACCGAUAAAGAAUUGGAUGCUUUGUUAGAUAGAUCCGAUAUGAUAAAAUCUGGAUCACAAAAAGAUGUAAACCAGUUACAAUCUGCUGAUCAUUUCAAAGUAUUAUCAAAUUCCUAAAUUCUUGGUUAUCUUUUUAUAUUGUGUUUUUUUUUUUUUAAACAGUACAUUUGUUUUGUUACUAAACUGUUUUAUUUUUCUAAGCUGUGCAUUUUUAUUUUUAUUAUUAUUAAACACUUAUUUUUUGUUUUAAUUCAUAAGCAGAAGUAAAAUAAUUUUGUCUUAACUAUUUGACUAUAUUAUCACAAGGUAUAAAUGUUGAGUUAUAAAGUAAUUAAUAAAUUUCAUUAUUUUAUACAUAUUAUAGGGUGAACCACUAUAAUUUUAUUUUAUUUUUAUUCUUAUUGUAAUGUUAUAUUUGGCUGGGUAAACAAGGUUUCCAUCAAUUUUUGUUUGUAAAAUGAUUUCUAGUGGUCUUAAGUAUUAAAUUUCAAAGAAAAAAAUUCCUUAGUAUUUAAAUUAGUACAAAAAAAUAUAUGUAUAUUUAACACACGCAAUAUUUAAUUUUUAAUAAACGAACCUUUAAAUUCAAUUUUUUACAAGUUACCUAAGCGUAUAUUUUAGAUUCUGAGUGUAGUGAAAAACGUAUUAGUUUUAUUGAGGUUUUUUUUUUAUAUUGUGUACAAAAUUUCUACCAGAAAUCUUGCUCAGACAUCUACAUGCAGCGCCAUUUUUGAAAAGGAAUGUUGUCCAGAUGGUACUUGUUUGAUUUUCCAAGUGGUUUUCAUAAUAUCUGAGAAAAACCAGUAUAAAAUGUAAGAAAAACUGGAAAUUUACAACUAUAAUGAUUUUAUUAUUUUUUAAUCUUGUAAUUUUUUGUAAUUCAGUUAAAAAUAUUCAUAGACUUGAGAUUAGGACAGAAAACUUACAUUUGUUUUUUCUGGACCUGGUAGAAUUUUUAAAACAUGUUUAAGCUAUUUAGACAUUUAAAUUUUGGGAGUUUUGUAUGUAAUUUUUAUUCAGUAGGUACUCUGUGGUAAAAUUGUUUGACUUCAUUAAAAUUUGACAAAAAUCAUUGGGUAAAAAAUUAUGUGG